Molecule: messenger RNA, 841 nt
Organism: Cuscuta epithymum
Lineage: Eukaryota; Viridiplantae; Streptophyta; Magnoliopsida; Solanales; Convolvulaceae
Source: the annotation of a GenBank genome assembly
UGUGGGUAAAAAAAAAUUGUUGGUGGUAUUUUAAGCUUGGUUGACAUGUACAUAGUGCUUUAAUGGUUGUAAACUCUCACCUUGAAUUGCGUUUGUCCCUCAACAAUCUGUCUCCUUCCCGUUAAUGCCCGUUAGUAUUAAUCUUACGAGCGGCCCCGUACGUGUCCGUUUCCGUCUUCCUAUCGAGCCCAACAGGCCCAGCGGUUCCCCACCAGGAAUCUCCACUCCCUCCUUGUCCGCAGUCUAUAGCCGCAGAAGACCAUUGUUCGCUCGGAUCGGACCGGAAUCACGCUUGACCUACACUCGCUCACCCUCCCUCUUGGUCCGCACAUCCCGCUCAGUCCUUUCGUCUUCUAUGGCUUUUGUCUGUAAGUUUUUUCCUCAAUUGAUCAUAACUCUGACAUUUAUUGUCCUGUUUAAUUCCAGCACAUCGAUCCUUCUCCUCUCCAUAGGAAGUUAUGGAAAUCCAAUGGACUGGGUCAUCUUCACUCCUCUUCCCUGGGCGUAUAAACCAUGCUGUUCGGUAGGCAGACAUUUUUUCCCGCAGUUUCAAGCUUCUCCAGGGCUGACCACAUUGGAAGCGAUCUUGUGCAAUCAUUAUUCGUUUUCAAAGCAAUGGUUGUUGUUGUAAUUGAUAAACUUCCAAGAGAAACCCAGUCGACUUCAAAUGGUGUCCGGUCUAUCAAGUAUUUCAUUGUGGUUGAUGGACUGCUGAAGCCGGUGCAAUUCACACUUUGGGAUGAGUUGACGCUAACAAAGGGAGUUGAAAUCUUUGACGAACUAACUGAAAAAAAGUAUCCUAUAGUGAGCCUAGAAGACAUUAAGGCUACCGACUUCAAAG